Messenger RNA from Racocetra fulgida, 657 nucleotides. The record is from the annotation of a GenBank genome assembly. NCBI's taxonomy places the organism in Eukaryota, Fungi, Glomeromycota, Glomeromycetes, Diversisporales, Gigasporaceae.
AUGCAAGAGCGAAAUAAAUCUAUUAAUUCAGAAAUGAGAUUUCGCCAUUACAGUUAUCCGGGUGCAAUCCUUACCACCCAAGGACCAUUUGACUUGAAUGUUGAGGAAAUGCUUUCAAAACCUGUAAUACAUAUACGAAGAACUUCUAAUGAUUCGAUUGCAUCAAAUGAUUCCGGUGUUGGAUUUAUGAAAGCUGAUUAUGAAAUACAAAAGGCUAUCCGAGCGCAAAGGGUCCAACGACCACAUAUUAUUGUUUUGCAAAAGGGAAAGCUCUUAUACCAAAAUCAUGAGGAUGCCGAUGCUAAUUUAGUGCUAAACGCCGCGAUAGCAUCAAAAAAACAUAGAAGAGAGAUAGCUGUUAUGCAGAAACGUACUACCCUAAUUUUAGAACCUGAAAUUUUAAAUGAAACUACUUUUAAUGAACAAGAACAUGAUAACACUAAUAAAACUGAGGCGCAAAUGAUGAUGGAAGUUGAUGACACAAGUAAUGAUGAUACAUUAAUGGACAUUGUUACCGUUGAAUCCAUUGAACAACAAAGAAUCGAUGCUCCGAUUCUAGGAAAAACAAACAAUACUCGAUUAAGAAAAAAUUCUAUGUUCAGAAAUAAUGUUUCAACAUUAAAAAAGGCUAAAGCUCGAAAUUUUAAGAAAUUAUAA